UUUUCUUUUUUUUUCUGAGUACAUCAAAAUUGAAUAUCUAACGCAGUUAACCUCUCUCUCUCUCUCUGCAACGUGCUCAGCUUUUACAGAAGCAAGGAUCAAGUGUGAAUUGAUUUUUCCAUUGAUUUUGAUUUUGUUAUUAGCUUCUGGUUCAAUGCCUUCUGUCAUCUCACCUCAGUGGCAAGAUAAGGCUACUGAUUUUUUUUCUUCCUCGGGGGUCAAGCUUAAAGAAGCUAGGGAAUCAGCGGGAACAUUUGUUGGCGAGGUCACUAGGGAUACAAAGAGUAAUGUUGCUGAAGUGGCGGGACGAGUUGGAACGAUGGUCAAGAGUCGGUGGGCACUUCUUCAGCAGCCAUCCACAAGACAUGCUGUACAGGAUCGAUUAGUAUCAGCUGCUGCUACUACCGGGGCAUUACUAAGGAGAGGGUUGACAGGGACAAAAGAGAAGGUGGUUGUGGGAAAAUCCAAGGUUGAAGAGGUUGCAAAAAUAACAGCACAGAAAAGUAAGACUAUCUUGACUGACAUUGAAAGACGGCAGAAGGGAGUUGCAAGCACUGAUGUAUUUGGAGUUCCUAUUGAGGUUACUGUACAGAGGCAAGAUUGCAGCAAGCUUAUUCCUCACAUAUUGGUCAAUUGUGCAGAUUAUCUUAUAGUUUCAGGAUUGAACUUGCCAUAUCUCUUUAAAUCUGAAGGGGAUAAAAAGGUUAUUCAGCAUUUGGUUUCCCUAUACAACCAAGAUUCAACUGCUUCAGUGCCAGAAGGCACAAAUCCAAUUGACGUAGCAGCUCUUGUAAAAUAUUAUCUUGCUAGCCUUCCUGAGCCGCUUACCACGUUGGAGCUUUAUAAUGAUAUCAAAGGUGCUCGAUCUAGUAUAUAUUCCAUGAAAAACAUACUCAAGAGGCUUUCCAGUGUAAACUACAUGACUCUGGAGUUUAUAACAGCACUUCUGCUCCGUGUUAGCCAGAAGUCACUUCUCAAUAAGAUGGAUGCUCGGAGCCUUGCAAUGGAAAUGGCACCUGUUAUUAUGUGGCAAAAGGGACAAAAACCUGAAUUUUAUCGUCAAUAUUGGAGUCAGAUGUCGAAAAGUCCUUCCAAAAAGAGCUUGGAUCCGCCAUCCGGUGAAUACAAUGCAUGGGACAUGCUUGCUGAUGAUGGUGAAGCCUUAGAUGCAUCCUCUCUUAUUCCUUUGGAUGAUGGCACGCCAGUUGACUUUGGUGCAAUUGAGGUUGUUCAGUUGCUCAUAGAACAUCAUAAUGCAAUUUUCACUGAUGCAAAUGAGACUGUCUGGAAAUGAAUUGCUUUACUCCUCAUCCUGUAUUGAUUCGUUGGCUUGGAUAUUUUAGACUUGGAAUUAUUUUUUCCAAUCGAUCAUAUGAAGAACAUUAUAUAGAAGCUACUUUUGAAGUUAUGGACAAUCAUUGCGCUGGGGAAAGAUGUUGGAUACUGGUCUCUGUAGUUUUAGUGAUAAGGGUAUCUGAUUUUUGAAGUCGUUUUGCAUUUAGAGGGGUGGCUGUUUUACCUUGGGGGUGGGGGUUCGAAAAGUAUUGUACAGCUAUUACCUGUUGCUUGCAGAAAUUCUCAUUACUGAUGUAAUUUAUUAUUGUGGUCAUUUGCUUGGAUUGAUGAUAUAUUGAUCUUUGUUUAUAGUUUAUGUAUAC
Gastrolobium bilobum is the source of this 1658-nucleotide messenger RNA. RefSeq lists its product as uncharacterized. Lineage: Eukaryota; Viridiplantae; Streptophyta; Magnoliopsida; Fabales; Fabaceae. Gene Ontology annotation, biological process: signal transduction. The transcript is spliced from 10 exons. The record is from RefSeq and is a predicted model, not a curated record. Bases 155 to 1294 code for a protein of 379 amino acids.